This is a messenger RNA of Microtus ochrogaster (prairie vole), 816 nucleotides long. RefSeq names its product cholecystokinin (gene Cck). Gene Ontology annotation, cellular component: extracellular region; axon. Gene Ontology annotation, molecular function: neuropeptide hormone activity. Lineage: Eukaryota; Metazoa; Chordata; Mammalia; Rodentia; Cricetidae. The record is from RefSeq and is a predicted model, not a curated record. Gene Ontology annotation, biological process: digestion.
AGCACGUGUCCUGCUGGACUGCGUCAGUACUGGGUAAACAGAUGACUGGCUGCGCGCCCGGGCGGGGCUAUUUAAGAGGCAGCCGCCCUCCCGCCUGCCCUGAACUUGGCUGGACCGCAGCCUGCUCUGCUGGAAGCCGCCAAGCCAACUGAUUCCCCAGCGAAGCUGGGAAGAUUUCCUCAAGUCAGAAAUAACGGCGCUGGAUUCUAAAAUGCAUCUGGCCAUGAAGAGCGGCGUGUGUCUGUGCGUGCUGAUGGCAGUCCUGGUCGCGGGAGCCCUGACUCAACCAGUGGCCCCGGCAGAAGCCGUGGACUCCGCGGUGCAGCGGGCGGAGGAGGCUCCCCGAAGGCAGCUGAGGGCCGCCGUGCUCAGGACCGACGGCGAGCCCCGAGCGCGCCUGGGCGCACUGAUAGCGCGAUACAUCCAGCAGGCCCGCAAAGCUCCUUCUGGCCGCAUGUCUGUUCUUAAGUCGCUGCAGAACCUGGACCCCAGCCACAGGAUAAGUGACCGGGACUACACGGGCUGGAUGGAUUUUGGCCGGCGCAGUGCUGAGGACUACGAAUACCCGUCCUAGUGGGCCAGCUUCUCAGUCCUGUUCGGAGGAGCUGGAACGAGAAAACAGUCACGCACACAACCCCUUGCCUCUGCUGUUCGACACUUUGAGUAUCUAUUUAUUAAGUUCCCAAUGUGAAAUCUGUUGAGUGUGCAUUACGGCCACACGCCUCAGCCCCAUCGGCGGUUGGAAGGCAGUGUUUCCUCCAGUGACUCCCAGACCUAAUGUUGCUAUGCUAUUAAAGAGUUUUCCUUCUGCCACUC